This is a messenger RNA of Triticum dicoccoides, 789 nucleotides long. Its product is annotated as phosphopantothenoylcysteine decarboxylase-like. Gene Ontology annotation, molecular function: phosphopantothenoylcysteine decarboxylase activity; FMN binding. The transcript is spliced from 2 exons. Gene Ontology annotation, biological process: coenzyme A biosynthetic process. The coding region runs from base 88 to 708 and encodes 206 amino acids. The record is from RefSeq and is a predicted model, not a curated record. Gene Ontology annotation, cellular component: phosphopantothenoylcysteine decarboxylase complex. NCBI's taxonomy places the organism in Eukaryota, Viridiplantae, Streptophyta, Magnoliopsida, Poales, Poaceae.
CGCAAUUACUUCCCAUCUCCCUUCAGUGAUUUCAGAGAGUUGCCUUUUCAUUUCCAACACGUAGAGCCAUCGUAAUUCACAAGUGCAAUGGCCACGCGAAAGCAGCCGUCGCAGGGCGCGACGCCGGACGCUGCCGCUGCCCAGCCUCGGAGGCCCCGCGUCCUGGUCGCCGCCUCCGGCAGCGUGGCGGCGAUCAAGUUCGAGAUCCUCUGCCGGAGCCUCGCCGAGUGGGCCGACGUCCGGGCGGUGGCGACGGCCUCGUCCCUACACUUCAUCGACAGGGAGUCGUUCCCAAGCGGCGUCGCCCUCCUCACCGACGCCGACGAGUGGUCCGCCUGGGGGAGGAUCGGCGACGAGGUCCUGCACAUCGAGCUGCGCAAGUGGGCCGACGCCAUGCUCAUCGCGCCGCUCUCGGCAAACACCCUGGCCAAGAUCGCCGGCGGGCAGUGCGACAACCUCCUGACGUGCGUGGUGCGCGCGUGGGACUACAGCAAGCCCAUCUACGUCGCGCCGGCCAUGAACACCUUCAUGUGGGACAACCCCUUCACCAGGCGCCACCUCGACGCUGUCGCCGGCCUCGGCGUCUCCCUCAUCCCUCCGGUGACCAAGCGGCUCGCCUGCGGGGACUACGGCAACGGCGCCAUGGCAGAGCCCACCGAGAUCUGCAGGACCCUCAGGCUCUUCUUCGGUUCACAAGAGCCACUCUGAAAGACUUGCUCACUCUGUUUGCCUGCUGUACGAGAUAGGUGUAUCCGCAAACACUUUCUCUUCUAUCAAACGCUUACAAUG